AUGGAUGACAAAUUGCUGACAGCGAUCAGGGAGGGCACUCUAAGCGAUAACGAGGCCAAAGGACAACUACUCAAACGCAGAUACGCCAUCGCAAUCGGCAAAGACCUCCCGGCUGACCUUCAAGCCCGAGCCCUUCAAGUAUGUGACAAAGCCUUCAAGUCCGGCGUCUUCGAAGCGACCAGCAAGACGCCGCCCUUUGUCACAUUCCUUCGCGAUGCAUUGGAAACAAUUGCACUCGUGUAUAAGGAAAAGGAUGCUCGGCCCACGCCACCACUUCAGACAAAGACAAGCACUCCAGCCGAUGCGACGGAGCCCACGCUUGAGCCAUCACCAAGUUCCGAGUCUGAUCUCGAGCGUCGGCCUGCUGCCUCUGCAAGGGGCCGACGCUCGAGAUCAGUGACUUUGGAACGGUCAAUGGUCGCGGACGCAGUCGAAGCGAGGCAGCUUCGGAAGCGCCGCGCGCAUUUGAACACCGAUACACAUGGGAGAGAUUCGAAGCGUCAUUUUCACGGACCCCCCGAGAAUGUUCCUGAGACGAAGGAACCAACAGACGCUUCACCCUCCUUGAUUGUCAAAUUGCGUGUUCCAAUUAUAGGUGAUAGCAACAAGUUGUUAGGCGUAUCUGUUCCCAUCCCCCGACGAUCUUCUUGA
Molecule: messenger RNA, 651 nt
Organism: Bipolaris oryzae ATCC 44560
Lineage: Eukaryota; Fungi; Ascomycota; Dothideomycetes; Pleosporales; Pleosporaceae
Exons: 1
Coding region: 1-651 (216 amino acids)
Source: RefSeq, a predicted model, not a curated record